GCUUACAACCCGACUGAAGAAAAAGAAAAGGACAGGGAAAAGCCAAAAGGGGAUAGAACAUCGCUGAAGCUGUCAGUUUUUGGCUUUUUUUUUAAUUCUCUGUUUUUCUCUCUCCUAAUAUUUAAAGUCGUUGUUUUAGCCGGAGCGUAUUUCUCGUUGCACCCUGGCUCUUCUGGGCUUCGAUGACAUUUAUCUGUCAAAAGAAGAAAACCAGUUUGUGGAUGCUGUCAUGGAGGAACUGGAAACGUAUCAGGCGAAAAGCAACCCAAAAAGAGAAAUGAGAAAUGACAUGUUGUGUGUCCCUCCCAGCGUGCUCCUGUUCCCCCCUUUACCCAGCAGACUGCGAUUCCUGAUUCACAAGAUCGCAGAGGGACUGCCGCAUCUCGCCACCUUUUCUGUGGGGGAGAAUUGGUGGCGUCGGGUGGUGGUCUGCUUCUCUGAACUCAGAAAAACGGAGGUGGAUGAAGAUGCAGACUCUGGUCCUGAAGUCAGCUUGUGUGACGAGCCGGCGCGUUUUCAUAGGCAGAAGGAAGGGGAAACAAAGGCCAAACCUUCAGCCUCGUCACAAAGUCGGGCUCCUAAACGGCCGGACCAGCCUCUUUACAUGCCGCGAGCUGCUCGGCAGAGACUGUCACUACAGAACUCAACAGGACCUGCAGAAAACCACGAGUCCCAAAGUUCUGCUUGUGGCGGAGUCUCUCUCGGGGGUCUGCCUCAGGCGGGUGACCGCCACAAGGCCGCAGCAGAAAGUGACGCUGACGCAUCAGGAAACAACUCAGCAUCAUGUCCAGAGGAGAAGAGGAAACCCUCACAGCUGAGUCUCAGGGAAGAUCUGGUCUUGGAACAGACUCAGUCCUGCUUAUCUGAACUCAGCUUAGAACAGGGAGAAGAUGCCGAGAGCUCAGAUUUGACCAGAGAGGCGGAUCACCUCACUAAAUUGAUCAAGUCCCAUCUGAAGGAGGCAGAAUGCGUCUCGGUCCAUCCCGCUCACAAUGACUACUCCGCCUACGAGAGCCUCUUCUGCUCCGAUCACUUUCACCACGUCAUUGAGAUCUACGACUUCCCCGUCGCUUUCCAGACUCAGGACCUCCUGAAUGCAUUCACUGACUACAGUUCGGCGGGGAUGAAGAUCAAGUGGGUGGACGACACGCACGCGCUGGGAGUUUUCUCCAGUGAGGACGCAGCCCAGCGUGCUGCCUCCAUCGACCACCCAGCGCUGAAGGCCCGAAGUCUUUCCGAGGGGAGUAAGAGAGCUAAAAGGACAGCCGUCAAACAUCUGGAGUUUCUCCAGCCGGUGAAGGAACGUCCAAAGACCGACUCUGCUGUUGCCAGGCGAAUGGUGACCAGAGCUUUGGGGCUGCCGGGCCGCGACCGAGGGCGGCGAUUCUGACGUCAAACUGAAUAUUCUCACAGUCAAUAUCCUGGAGGAGACAAUCUGGUCUUUCCUCUGACCAUCGAACUCAACACGAGGACGCCGACACACGGAGAGGAAACGGUCUCAUCCAAUCUGUGUGUGCGUAAUUUUUUAUUUGUAACGCGUUUCUGCAUGUGUGUGUCACUUUGACUAGGUGUGUGCGUAAUUCUUGAUUUGUUACUGAAGCUGUACAUUUUGUGCAUGACUGUGUGCACUUGUAAUUGUGUGUUCACAUGCACUUUUUUUUUAAUAUAAAUUAUCGGGCAUUUCUGUUGAAGAAAGUGGGGAAAAUGUCAGAUAAUAUCCACAAUCUGAGUUCCAAGAUAAGAAAACUCUGAUGACCCAGCAUUCUAGCUGCAUUUAAACGCAUCAUUUGCACACAAAACCUGGAGACGUGAAAAGAGUCUCAUAGCUGAUUUGUGGGUAAACGCGGUUUUGUGCGUAUCAGAUGAUUUGUGCGUACUUGUUAAAGGCUUGUAUGCAUAGUUACUUUGAAUUUGUGGAUGUGUAAAUUGUUUUUUUGUCAUUUUUGUGCACACAGUGACACGCAAAAUGUACUGCAUGAGUCCAGAAAUAUGCACGCACAACUCGGAUGAGGCUAUUUUCUUUCUCUAUGUAACGACACGAGUCCUGCAACUUCUUCCUCUGAAGAAGGUUUCACAGUCGCUGGAGAGGCUUCAGGCAGGACGGUAAAAACUCAGCAGGACUCUGCUGAAACGAGUCUGUGCUGCAGUUUGUCACAGACGGCUCAUCCAACCAGGCGCUGAAGACACAACCCUCACAUGGACAUCCAGGCGGCUUUGAUUGCAUGUUGACCAUUAAAAAAAAAAAAUUUGAUUUCCAGAUGGAUGUUUUUGAAGAUGUAUUGUUUCCUUAUGGCGUAAAUACUGGAUGGAUGCAUUUAUAUCCACAAAAAAGAGCUUUUUUUUAUCUCCAUUUUGGUUUGAGCCAUCAAAACUCCUAAUGUUUUCUGAUCUUUGGUCAAAAUAAAGCAGCCAUUUAAAGAUCUGUUUAACAUUUGGGCCCAACUGUAAUUCAAUAAACUCACAGCAUUAACUGUC
Oryzias latipes (Japanese medaka) is the source of this 2475-nucleotide messenger RNA. It is a transcript of the gene r3hcc1, whose product is annotated as R3H domain and coiled-coil containing 1. NCBI's taxonomy places the organism in Eukaryota, Metazoa, Chordata, Actinopteri, Beloniformes, Adrianichthyidae. Gene Ontology annotation, molecular function: nucleic acid binding. The record is from RefSeq and is a predicted model, not a curated record.